AGGGAGCCUUUCUUGAAGCAGCAUUUCGCCUUUUUUCCCUUCCUCCUUUUCUCCUCUUUUUUUUUUUCCCAUUUUUGCAUUUCCCAGGGGAAAGAAAACGCCUCACCUUUUUUUUUAUUUCACGCGCUGAGUACCCCACCGCGCAGUGGCAUACGCCCCCUUGGUUAAUUCGCUAAUUCGCUAAUUUGCUAAUUCGUUUGUUCUUCAUGCACAUUUUUGUUCCUUUUUUGUUCCCUUUUUUUGUGCGUGAAUAUCUUCGCCAUUUUUUUUUCGCGCCUAGCGGCCCCUUCGCCUGAGAGGCGUGUAAUCCGGAGCAGCUCUCCCCCCCAAGGCUAAGCCCUCGUAGCAGUGUACACCUGUGUGUAUGCAACUGGGAUUUAGUUGCCGCAGCGGCAUUCACCGUUGGGGUGACCUCUCCAUCUGGACUGCUCCUCCACCAGGACGGCUUCGCACCGCACUGGCGCAGCGCCCACCAGAUAGAGCCAAGCAAAAUGGAAAAUGACAUCUUCGAGAAGAGCAAAAACGAGUUAGAGAGAAUCUACCUGAGCAAGCAUGUCGUGGUGCACCCGAUAGUACUCCUCUCAGUGGUGGACCACUACAACCGAAUAGCUAGUAACACCAAGAAGAGAGUGCUCGGCACAAUAUUAGGAGAAAAAAUAGACGGUGUGGUACACCUCACAAAUAGUUACGCCUUGCCAUUUGAAGAGGACAUAAAAGAUAUUAACAUUUUUUUUGUGGACGACCAUUAUAAUGAAAAUCUCUUCAACAUGAUACGCAAGAUCAACACGAGAGAGAAGAUCGUCGGCUGGUACACCACGGGCUCCAACAUUAAACCGAAUGACAUUUUCAUUAACGAGAUAUUUUAUAAGUACCACCACGCGCCCAUCUUCCUCCUCGUCAAUGUGCACACGGACCAGAGCGUCUUCCCCGUGAAUGCCUACGUGGCCAUUGAGAAGGCUAUCUCGGACAACAAGUUCAGGAAGACCUUCAUCCACAUCCCCGUCACGAUAGGCGCGUUCGAAGCGGAGGACGUCGGAGUGGAGUUCCUGCUGAAGGAGCUGAAGAGCGUGUCGACGUCCACCCUGGCGACCAAAGUGGGCGACAAGCUCUCCUCCCUCAAAAGCCUCAUCGCCAAGCUCCACGAAAUCUCCGCCUACCUAAGUGACAUCCUCAGCGGAAACAUAGAAAUGAACAUCAAAAUUCUGUAUAACCUCCAAAACGUCUUUAGCCUCCUCCCAGACACAGAGAACCCAGAGCUAGUGGAGGCCUUCAUGGUCAAAAAUAAUGACAUCAUGUUGAACGUCUUCAUUGGGAGCAUCACCCGGUCGGUCAUUGCCCUCCACAAUUUGAUUAACAACAAAAUUGAAAAUAAAAUAAACGCAGAGAAGAAGAAGCAGCUCGACGUCUCCAAGGACGCCGAGGAGGACAAGGAUAGAGACGCAGACAAGGAGAGGGAAAAGCAGAAGAAGAAAAACUAGCCCGUUGAGAGGCAGCCCCGUGAGGGAUAGCCCGUGGGGGAUACUUUAACGCGCCGCCCAACCGGUGUGCGCACUGCCCAUUAAGUGGACAAAGCGACGUGGAAGAAUGGGAUCACCAAAUGGUGCACCCCCCCCACUGUGAUGAAAAAAUGAGGCUCUUCUUAGCGAAGUUGAUUGCAGUUUUGUUUGCACAGCGAGUGCCAAAAUGGGACAGCGCCUUUUGCAUGUGAUGUGCAACGCGUGUCCAGGAGAAAGAAGUCUCCACGUGAGGGAAGACCACCCUCGAUGGGCGCCAGCGAUGUGAUACCUGCUCUGUGGUAUCCCCUCUGUGGCACCCCCAGUCAGCCCUUCUUCCCUUUCCCCCUUUUUUAAUCCCACAAAACAUUUUACGUC
This is a messenger RNA of Plasmodium vivax (malaria parasite P. vivax), 1871 nucleotides long. Its product is annotated as 26S proteasome regulatory subunit, putative. Gene Ontology annotation, cellular component: proteasome regulatory particle; proteasome complex. Gene Ontology annotation, biological process: proteasome-mediated ubiquitin-dependent protein catabolic process. The transcript has 2 exons. Gene Ontology annotation, molecular function: metallopeptidase activity; protein binding. The coding region runs from base 492 to 1478 and encodes 328 amino acids. The record is from RefSeq and is a predicted model, not a curated record. Lineage: Eukaryota; Apicomplexa; Aconoidasida; Haemosporida; Plasmodiidae.